Molecule: messenger RNA, 2935 nt
Organism: Physcomitrium patens
Lineage: Eukaryota; Viridiplantae; Streptophyta; Bryopsida; Funariales; Funariaceae
Product: hyperosmolality-gated Ca2+ permeable channel 2.3
Cellular component (GO): plasma membrane
Molecular function (GO): calcium-activated cation channel activity
Source: RefSeq, a predicted model, not a curated record
UGCAGCUUUGGCGUCUCUGUCUAGCUCCCUCUCUGAAUCCCCCCCCCCCAACUUUUCCUUCCUCACUAGAAUUUAGCUUCGCCUUCAAUCUGCUACAUGGUUGUGGUGGUGGCGGCGGCAACCAGGCGAUUCGAGUCAUUGCUGUUGGGUGAAGCUGUUGUUGUUGUCGCCAGGGUCGUCCGCCGAUCCCACGUUGCUUCACUUCGGUCUCAUGCGGUCUCGUCGGUGAAUGGAGGAAUGGAUUCCUAUGGUGCGAUGCUGCGUAUUCUCGAGAGUUAGUGGGUGCCAGGAUGGUAGAAGUGUCGGUGGGGUGUGUCAUAGCUGGGCAGAUUGCGUGGCGCCUUAAUUGAUUGUGUGGUGGAGUUUGGGUUGUGAGGAUGGAGAUCAUAUACUUGGCAACCUCGGCGGGGAUCAACUUAGGGUUAGCCAUCCUGUUCUUUACCCUGUAUUCUGUGUUUCGGAAACAACAUGCGAAUGCUGGGGUGUACUUUACUCGCCACCUGCUGCGCGAGCGACAGCGGAUGAAACUUACUGGCGAAGAGAAGGAGACUUUUAGCCUGGAGAACUUGGUCCCAUCGGCAACCUGGGUGAAGCGUGCUUUGGAUCCUUCCGAAGAAGACAUUCUUAAAUCAUCUGGUGUCGAUGCAGUAGUCUUCCUGAGGGUCUUCAUCUUUUGCAUGCGCUUUUUCAUGAUCUGCACGAUUGUUGCAUUCGGGGCAUUGGCGCCUCUAAAUUACACGGACACUUACCUCGCUGAUAACCCGGAUGAAAAAAAGGAGCAUGCGUAUGGGACUCUGGAGAAACUUACCAUCCUCAACAUCUCUUAUGGCUCAAUGCGGUUGUGGGUUCAUUUUGCGGUUCUGUACAUUAUCUCCUUCAGUGCAUACGCGUUGUUGUACAUUGAGUUCAAGCACAUCUCAAAGUUGCGUUUAGAAUACCUUGACACCGUACUGCCCCAGCCCGAUCAGUUCACUGUGCUCGUUCAGUCUAUUCCGCAGCCUGAAAAUGAAGAACUAAGUUAUAGUGACAAUGUGGACGACUUCUUCCGUCGCUUUCACCCAAUUGAAUACUUGUCACAUCACAUGGUUUACAAAUCUGGCCAUGUCACAAGCCUGCUGAACGAGCUGGAGAAACUGAAGUUAAAGAUUUUCGAGCUGAAGCAAAAGCCACCGACCGAAAGAAAGCCUCGCCGAGCAGGUCUUUUGGGACUUUAUGGGCCACUUGUAGAUCCUGUUGAACUUCACAUGCAAAAGUUGGAGGACGUGCAUCAUCAGAUUCGGCAAUGCCAGAUGGAGUUUCGACAGAAAAAGAAGGAGAUUCCAAAUGCUUUCGUAACAGUGCGUUCACGUUGGGGGGCAACUGUGACAGCGCAGACACAGCAAUCAACUAACCCAAUGCAUUGGGUCACACAGUGGGCACCCGAACCACGAGACAUCGACUGGCCCAACAUGGAAAUACCUUAUGAUCAGCUCUUUUAUCGUAGGAUUGUAUCGACGGUACUGGCAUUAGCACUUACUGCAAUCUAUUACCCAAUCGUGGCUGCAAUACAGCUUCUGGAUAAUCUGGAUAACGUGAAGAAAUAUUUGCCAAAUGUCAUAGUAGCGAACGUCCUGGAAAUUCCUGCGAUAAGCUCCUUGGUUCAGGGUUACCUGCCGGCGCUUCUGCUCGCACUGCUCUUGUAUAUGGUGCCUAGUAUCUUUUUCUUCCUUUCUCGGAUUGAAGGACACCCCUCUGUAAGCCAUCAGGAGCGAAAGGCGUCCUCGAAGAUGUUCAGUCUGUUGGCAGGAAACAUCUUCCUUGCUUCAGUCCUGAGUGGGUCCCUUCUCACUAUCAGUGAAACUUUCACAGAAGAUCCUAAGGGUAUCCCAAGGCGCCUCGCUGAAGCCAUCCCUACACGAGCGAGCUUUUUCAUCACGUACAUCAUGACGACAGGAUGGGCUGGCAUGCCACUUGAAAUCCUGCAAUCGGGCGUUCUAGUAUUGAACUUUGUGAAGCGGAACACGGUGGAAAAGAAUAAGCCACUGCUGGACCAAGUCCUUUCAUUGCCAUACUACCGCACUCUACCUUUGGUGCUCUUCUUCGUGUUGUUGGGUCUGGUGUAUUCGAUUGUUAGCCCUCUCAUCCUUCCGUUCCUACUCAUUUACUUCACUUUGGGCUACAUCGUCUACCGCAAUCAGGUUUUGAAUGUCUACGAACCGGCUUACGAGACUGGUGGUCAAUACUGGCCUGAGAUUCAUAGCCGAACCAUAGGAUGCAUUGUCUUCAUGCAAAUUGUGUUCAUUGGGAUGUUCUCGUUGAAGGGACUGAAAUCUGCUUCAAUUGCGUGCAUACCGCUCCCGUUUCUGACUUGGCUAUUCCACGAGCACUGCCGCCAGCGAUUUCUCCCCAUCUUCAAAAAUUUCAAUCUGGAGAGUACAAUGAAGAAGGACUCGAUUGACGACGAAUCUGGGCGAAAAGAUGAGAUUCUGAACUCCAUCCGAGACGCAUACAUGCACCCAGCACUGUGUCACGUAGACUUGAACGUGGACCAAAACUCCAAGACACAGCGAUUGCUUCCUGAGUCUUCAGCUUUUGUUGAACCAGACAUACCUGUGUAGAUUUUACUGAACACGAAUGUAUCUUUGUAACUGAAACCCUUUUAUUUGUGUGGUACUAUACUUCAUCGAUGGUACGUCCUCUUAUUUUACUUCUCUACAGUGAGUGGUUGAUAUCGUGAAGCUCAUUUUUCCCACAUGUUAUAGAUUUUCAUGAUAACUCAAAAAUGGAAGCAAAAAUGUUCGAGAAGAACAUAGAUAGAAGAAGAAGAAGAAGAAAAGAAGAAGAUUAGGUGUUGAGUGUAAUUUUAUAUCAGGUGUAGAUUGUAACGUGCUCGUCCCAUGACCUUUGUAAAGUUUCUCCUUCUCAGGCUUAAUUGAAGUGUAAACUAUUUAUGCAA